ACAGAAAAGAGCGCGAUUCGACAAAUAGAUUCCUUUCGAUAGCUAAACUGUGUACAGUGUUAAAUUUAUUCACUUUACUAAAAUCAUUCCUCUUCCCGCUGUACAGCGUUGAACGCUUAAUCAAGUAGCUCUAUUUCUAAGAUACGUAGCGUAUGGUGAUUAGAAGCAUUUUAGUAGGAAGGAAAGGAAACCAUGCCGGAAUUCAUAAUAAACGGCGUGCCGGUGAACUUUCCGUUCGAGCCGUAUCAGUUGCAGAAAAAUUACAUGGCCAAAGUGAUUGAGUGUCUGCAGAACAAAAGUAAUGGCGUGCUCGAAUCGCCGACCGGCACGGGUAAAACGCUCAGCCUGCUGUGUUCGUCCCUCGCGUGGUUGAUGUACAUGAAGGCAAAGGUGCAGUUCCAGCAAAGCACCGCACAUCUGCAUCUGCCCGAGCUGAGCAACGCCAAGAACACUAAGCUCGAUCCGGAGCAAGCGCUCGCCCUGCAUGAAAUUCAUCGGCAUGCAAAGAUAAAAAUCAUCUACUCCUCCCGCACCCACUCGCAGCUGUCCCAAGCGAUGCAGGAGCUUAAAAACACUAGCUACCAGGACGUGCGGGCCAUCAUACUCGGUUCCCGGGACCAGCUAUGCAUCCAUGGAGAAAUUUCCAAGCAGGAGAACAACACCAUCAAGACGACACUGUGCCGGGAGGAGACAAAAACACGCCGCUGUACAUUUUACAACCGCGUCGAGCAUGCGAAAGAUCGUCCGGACGUGACAGCGGUGCGGGUGCUGGACAUCGAAGAUCUCGUGACGGUUGGGAGGAAGAUGAAGGCCUGCCCGUACUACCUGUCCAAGGAGCUGGUAGAGCAGGCGGACGUCAUCUUUAUGCCGUACAACUAUUUGCUCGAUCCGAAGGCACGCAAAUCGAACGGGCUAACGCUGCAGAACAGUGUCAUCAUACUGGACGAAGCGCACAAUGUGGAGAAGAUGUGCGAGGAGAUCGGUUCGGUUCAGCUGCGGUCGUCCGAGAUUGCGGUGGCGAUCGAGGACGCGUCCACCAUUAUAAAGGCGCUAAUGGAUGCGGGCGGUGCGGGCGCAAUGGACGAGGACAAACCGUACGACUUUACGCUGGAUGAUUUGGUGCUGUUGAAGGAAAUUUUGCUUAACGUCGAGAAGGCGGUCGAUGACAUACCGGUACCGUUCUCGCAGGGCGGUAUCACCCAACCGGGCACGUUCGUGUUUGAGCUGCUCGAGAAAGCGAACAUAAAGUUUGGCAAUGUGAACGUUAUUCUGCAACUGCUCAACUCGCUGAUCGCCUACCUCACCACGACCAUGUCGAACAAUUUCGUACGCCGCGGUAUGGGCCUGCAAGCGCUAGCCAACUUUCUCGAGAUAGUGUUUGCCGGCAGCGGGUCGGAGUAUUCCCAGUCGGUCGAGAAAUGUUUCCGCGUGCAUAUCGAGCUGGAGGAAGCGAAACAGCCGACCAAAGCGAACGUGAAGCGGGCGGACGGUUGGACGGCCACGAAGCAGAACGUUAAAACACCGGCCACAAAAUCCAACUCGAAGGUGAUUAACUUUUGGUGCUUCAAUCCGGGGUUCGGUAUGCGCCAGCUGCUGGACAGUGGCGCGCGCAGCAUCAUACUUACCAGCGGUACGCUGGCACCGCUCAAACCGCUAAUCAGCGAGCUUAACAUGCCGGUCGAGGUAAGCCUGGAGAAUCCGCACAUCAUCGACCGGAGCCAGGUGUACGUGAAGGUGAUAUCGCACGGCCCGGACCGGAUGGAGCUAAACUCGAGCUUCAAGAACCGUUCGAACCCGGACUACAUCUCAUCGCUCGGCCGCACCGCAUUGUCCCUCUGCCCGAUCAUACCGGGCGGGCUGCUCAUAUUCUUUCCGUCCUACCCGCUGCUGCACAAAUGCUCGGAAGAUUGGCAGGCGACCGGCAUCUGGGCGCAGAUUAACCGCAUCAAGCCGAUCUUUGUUGAGCCGCGCGGAAAGGACACGUUCCUGGCGACAAUGGCCGAGUACUACGCGAAGGUGCGCGAACCGGGCAGCCGGGGUGCCAUCUUUAUGGCGGUGUGUCGCGGCAAGGUGUCCGAGGGGUUAGAUUUUGCCGAUGACAAUGGGCGGGCGGUCAUGAUUACUGGGCUCCCGUUUCCACCGAUGAUGGAUCCCCGGGUGCUGCUGAAGAAGCAAUAUCUCGAUGCGAACCGGACGCGGGAAAAUGAGCUCAUCACCGGAAACGAUUGGUACUCGCUGGAAGCGUCGCGUGCCGUUAAUCAGGCGAUCGGGCGCGUUAUCCGCCACAAGGAUGAUUUCGGUGCGAUACUGCUGUGCGAUUCACGGUUCCAGAAUCCCCGCCAGCAGUCGCAGCUUUCCGCCUGGAUACACGGCCAUCUGCGGGAAGCGGAACGGGCUGCUGUUCCCAACUUUGGCACGAUGGUCGGCGAGAUGGUUCGCUUUUUUCGCCAAAUGGCUAAAUUUAGCGUACCGUCUCAGGUGCGUGAUGUGUGCGGUGUUAAGCUCGAGUACGAUCCGCACUCCAACACGGUCAAGAAUGAUCCGGAGGCAUCCAGCAGCAGCAGCAGCAGCAGCAGCGGUAUGGUUACGAUAUACAAGCGCGAGCGAAAGGAAAGUGUCGAUGCACGACUCGCGGAAGCGGAUCAGAUAUCGCGGAAAAAGCGGAAAAUUGUACUCGUACCGAACAAAACGAUAAAAACCGAACCGGCGAGCAGUGGUGGUGCUGAUUCGGAGAAUGAACCAACCUCUACCACGCAACAGUUGGACCAGCUGUCCUUGAAGCUAGAGCCGGAUUUAACGGGCGAUAGGGCAAACGUCGAUGGGGAACGGGUAGCGCCAGCCAAUCGGGUCGAUUUACUGCGCGAAGUGAAAUGUUCGCUGAAUGCCGAUGACUACAAAACAUUCCUCCAGGCGAUAGCGAUCUACAGCAAAAAUCACGACAUUCAGCAGUACAUCGAUCGGAUUUGCGAUUGUUUCCGUCAGCCACAUUUGUUGUACCUGUUGAAGGCAAUGCGACGAUUUGUUCGGCCAGAGCACAAGCAUCUGUUCGAUGCACGCAUGGAGCGUCUAACAUCACCAGCGGGCCCCUCCAACGGGAUCGACGUAGUGUGAUAUUAGCUGUAUUGAGACAAGCAUGAUGGCGUACGCCUUGAGAUAAAGUACAUUGUUGGGUGAUUGAUGUGUUUGUUGCUGUCAUUUAAUUUUUUUUAAAUCGUUAAAUUCUCUCUAAAACUAUACAGUUAUGUUCCUUGAAUAUAAGCUUUUAGGUUGGCAGAAAUAGGAUAAAGCAAUUGGAGAAACAUCCCUGUACAAAUUCUGCAAAGGGCUAACGUUGCGUUCGCCGUUCGUUCGCCGUCCGGUAGUCAAAGUAACCUGUGGCUGCUUAGUUAGUUGAUGUGGUAGAGUAGGUAGGUGUGUUUUUGCUAGUGUGUAAAUGCAUAAUUUGAAGUAUAAAACAUUUAACGAAAGGUUUUGACGGUUGAACCGCAUGCCAAUAAGACCAAUAAGAGAUCUCCUCGCGACCGGACGGAGGUGGUAAUCUGGUAAACUUGGAGAAGAGUAGCAAUGUGAAAGCCAAACAAAUUUGUUUUUUUUUAUGUGUGGCCCCCAAAUCGAGACACUGAGGUGCUCGAUGUAUUAUAAUGUAUUGCCGAGGAGGACCUAUCUCACGGACAACUACCAGCGAGGCCCUCACACACACCCUUACACCCUUAAUGCGGAGCGCUGAUCACUGACAUCACUGAUAAAUGCUCUAAAUGAAUGAUUUCUUGGUUUAAGGUUUUGAAUUUACACGGCUUUUUCUUGAUUGCUACCCAAUAAAAUGGCCGUCCCAAGAAAUGGCCAAUCAACGCUGUA
Anopheles stephensi (Asian malaria mosquito) is the source of this 3855-nucleotide messenger RNA. RefSeq names its product regulator of telomere elongation helicase 1 homolog (gene Rtel1). Gene Ontology annotation, biological process: telomeric loop disassembly; DNA recombination; DNA repair. Bases 193 to 3111 code for a protein of 972 amino acids. The transcript is spliced from 4 exons. Gene Ontology annotation, molecular function: DNA polymerase binding; ATP binding; DNA binding. Lineage: Eukaryota; Metazoa; Arthropoda; Insecta; Diptera; Culicidae. Gene Ontology annotation, cellular component: nucleus. The record is from RefSeq and is a predicted model, not a curated record.